AUGGCAGACAAUGAGGAUGGAGGAGACAAGACUUCUCGUGGGAAUGAAUGGGAGGUUGUAUCUCUCACAGCAUCGACAUAUGCAGCUGCUCCUGGUCCAGAUGAAGUUGAGAUGAAGGAUGAUGGUAGAGAAGGUUUAUUUGCACAGGAUGAAGCAGAAACGUCACGUGCUUUGUUCAUGUCUAGUCACUUUGUCUUUCCACCCAGUCAGCAUGAAAACUUGCCUGUGGAACCUGAAUAUAGUGAGAUUCAUGAUGAUUUUGGAGACAAAGAUGUUACCUCUGAAGAGACUGCUGAAGAAGUGACCAGACCAAGUGGGAAAACUGAAGAAAACUUGACAUUGCCAGGAUUGGAAGUUUCAGAAGAGUUUGAGGGAAUGCGCUAUUUUGAUGAGAAAAUCAACAGAUUAUCAGUUCGUGGUAAACAAUUUGAGGAAGGUACAACUCUACCAGAUUUUGGUUUGAUUGAAAAGGAGGAGAGUAUGUAUGCUGCAAAAUACACUUCUUUCCAAGGUGAAACAGCUAUUGGUGGUGUAACAGCAUAUGGUGAAAGCAUAGUUGAGCCUGAAACAAUUGAAUCGGCUGAAGGGUCCAAUGUAUCUCCUGAUUUAUCACUGUCAAAGAACUCUUCCGAAGAUAAUGAAUACAACACUUCAGAUCUUCCUUGUGGAGCUUGGUGGAAACGAAGAGCUGCCUCCUUAUAUGCUCAUGCAAAAGAGGCAAAUGCAUUCUGGUCUGUUUUCAUUGCUGCUACUGUGAUGGGUCUAGUAAUGCUUGGCCAACGCUGGCAGCAGGAAAGAGCUUUACAACUUAAAUGGCAAAUCAAUAUAAAUGAUGAGGUGAGGAGCAGGGUGCUUACUCCAAUAUUUCGACUCAAAGAUGUGAUUGUUGGUGGACACCGUCGUGGCUCCAUGGUCAGGGGAAGCACCCCUAGUGAAAGUUAUAGAACUUGA
Molecule: messenger RNA, 951 nt
Organism: Sphenostylis stenocarpa
Lineage: Eukaryota; Viridiplantae; Streptophyta; Magnoliopsida; Fabales; Fabaceae
Source: the annotation of a GenBank genome assembly